Molecule: messenger RNA, 2418 nt
Organism: Gekko japonicus
Lineage: Eukaryota; Metazoa; Chordata; Lepidosauria; Squamata; Gekkonidae
Product: 1-phosphatidylinositol 4,5-bisphosphate phosphodiesterase eta-2-like
Exons: 3
Coding region: 1-2019 (672 amino acids)
Source: RefSeq, a predicted model, not a curated record
AUGGAACUCCGGGACCCCGUAGCAACGAUGGCGCUGUCAUUUGGCCAACAAGUCAAGCAAGCUCUGGGCUUAAAAGGUCUAUUUCUCAGAAAUCCAAAGCAGGCCUCUCUCGACAGUCAUGCUGCUGGCCAGUUCAAUCGCAAACACUCCUUUAGCAGCCACAUUUUACGGCGAACGGCCAGUGCACCCACCAAGAGCCAGAAGAAACCCAAGAAGGGCUUCCCCGAGAUUGCCAUCGACACCAAAGACAACAGUUCCGAAGGGGCCAGCGAGGACCGCGAAGUUGAAGACUCCUCCCGCCCUCGUUUUGAUCAAGAGCCUGAGUGCGCGUCACCAGCACCACCUUUUCGAGACGAUGCCAACAGAGAGGUUCAAGGAAAGGGGUUGAAAGAUGUCCGCCAAUUCUCAAUGCAGAGGUCAACCACUUCAUUAUGUAGCCUGGAGACUAUCGCUGAAGAACCCUUUAUUGCCAAUGAGAACCAGCCUGCUGGUUUUUGCUUCCCUCUGCCCGCCGCCCCUGCCAGUGAUCCCAGUGAAGGAUCUGUGCCUAAUCACUCCCGUGAAAUCAGAUCAGACAGAGGCAGCCCAUCAGAGGAACCUGAGAAAGCUCCGCUAAGGCAGUACAUGGUGGCAGUUCCAGAAGAAAAAAGGCCUCUUGCUCCCAACACUGCCAUUGCCAGCAUGUCACAACAGGGAGAUGUCCGGAAAAGCAGCCAAGAAGCAAAUGGCUGGGGAGAGGUUCAUAGCAGUGUGAACUGGCCUGGUUUACAAACUCAAGACAACUUAGCAUUGGCCAACCAGUGGCCCCCUUCAGCUGGAAGUUUCCUGGAGCAAAGAGAGAGCCUCAAGAGAACCGUGGACAGCACCGGAGCUGGGCCAUCACAUCAAAGCAGCACCACACCAACUUCCUCUCGCGAAUCUACUCCCGUAACUCAGUCUACCACCUUCCCUGAGUCUCAUGUGGUAGUGAGGCGGUCCAAGAGUGAAGGGCACAAACUUUGCGACUGCUCAAGGCGUCCUGGUGGUUUCUCCCCGGCAGCUGAAGUCUACUCUGAUGCCACAGUCAAUGACCGUAUCUGGAGCAAACUAGACUCCAGCAGCCACCGGGAUAGUAUGUCUUCCUCAUCCAGUAUGUCCUCCAAUGACACAGUCAUAGAUCUCUCCUUGCCCAACCUUGCUCGGAAAAGCCUCCCAGACCUAGGUAUCCGGCAUGAGAAUUUCGAAGUUGUUGCUGAGAGAAGAGUGGCUCGCCCGUGGUCUGCGAAUGCUGCCUCUGGGCGUGAAAUGGCCAUGGUGACUAAGAGCAAAUCCAACCCCAACUUGAGGUCAGGCCAGCCAAUGGAAGAUGAACUGUGCCCUAGACCCCUAGCCAGGGGCCCCGAGGUCGGUUUGUUGUCCGUCCCCAGAAAGCACACCUGGAGCAGGCUGUACAUGGAAAGUCUCAGGCAGUCGUAUCUGAAACCCAAAGAUCUGGAGAAAGCGGAGCCCAACCAGGCCAAAUCCAAAAGCCUCGGAGACCUUACCUCAGACGACAUCUCGUGCACCUUUGAAAGCAAGUACCGCAGCAUCAGCCGGAGCUUCGUCACCCGCUCCAUGCGGGAGCAGCACCGCUGUGCGGCUGCCAGGUCCUCAGCGAAGCCCCCGGACGAGCUAAUGGAGCGCUUGAAGAAGCUGACCACCUUCCAGCUGGAGAAUGACAUCACUUCACCCACCAGCCUCGAGCCGAAUGAAUCCGAGGAGGAAGAGGAAGGGAUGGGCCUCCUCCGAAGGUCCUCGUCCCGGAGCCAGAGCAGGGUGCGGUACAUCGCCAACCGGGCCAAGCAGGCACAAGAGAGGCAGAGGCUGAAAAACUUGGCUCUGGUCAACGGGAGUCCCAUCGAGGAGCGGGGUAACCCCGAAGGCGCCUGCAGCUUUGCAAGAGGGGCCUGUAUGGACACAGCUUCCCCCGGUCUGUUUACAUCUCCGCUCAAGAAUCAAACUGACUUGAACACCGAGGCCGUCUAUAUGUUCAAACUCUAACACUGGGAAGGGCUGAACGAAGUGGAUGUUUACAUUCUUGUCCGCGCAAAACCAACCGUUUUAUCUUGUUUAUUUUUGUAAAAAAUGCUCAAGGAGCAGAAUGCCCUCCUUGACAGAGAACGCUUCCUCCUCCUUCCAGCCUCCCAAGGACAAUUCCUUGUGGGGGGGAAAUAAAUGCAAAAUCUGUAGCACUUAAUAUGGAAAGGGGCCAAGCAGUAUUUCCCGGGGAUGGGGAGUGAUGGUGGUUGAGAUACCUCGCUCUGUUAUCCCUGGAAGGCGUGUCCGAGCAUGCGCACAACCAUUCUGUCCUCCCUUUUGUGGCUUAUCUUUCUUCAGCUACAAAACCAGUAAGAUAGAGUCCCUGACAACAUCAGAAACCAUCCCCUUUCUAUUGAUGUC